Molecule: messenger RNA, 771 nt
Organism: Dibothriocephalus latus
Lineage: Eukaryota; Metazoa; Platyhelminthes; Cestoda; Diphyllobothriidea; Diphyllobothriidae
Source: the annotation of a GenBank genome assembly
AGGCAAAUUGGCCACGACAAACUCGGCAGGCCAGUAAUAUAUGCCUGUUUCGCGCAGGCUUCUACCAACAAAAAUACCGGCGAGGACACCGUUGCACACUGUGUACAGAUGCUCGAAAACACUAAGAAAACCGUUAAGAAGUCGGCCUCUGCCUGGGUUUUCGUCUUUGACUGCACUGUUCCUCCUUUGUACAUGCAUGUAGAAAAUGGACAUUUUCUCCCCCAAACAGGAAUGACGCUGCCCUGCUGCAAUCCAAAAUUGGGCCGACAAGUGAUGAAUGUGUUUGGCGACUACUACCCUGAACGUCUGGGUCAAGCCAUCAUUUUAAAUCAUUCAAAAUUGUUCUAUGGCAUUUGGAAGACGAUUCGUAAGUUUCUUGACCCCGUAACGGCUAGCAAGAUGGUGUUCCUGAAGAAAGACCAGAUGUCCGAAGGCCUUAGGGAGCGCUUUGACGAGGAGCUCGCCCAGUGGUUGGAGUCAGAGAUCAAUCUCAAUCGAGAAAUUACGGAGGAACAAAAGCGGUUUUGGGAAAAGCCAACACACAGUUCUCAUGAUCCCAGAGGUUGUCCGGCCUAUGUGCAGGAGUACAUCGAUACCUAUUCACACACGUCUGAAUAUCAACCCCACCCCAAUAUUGUCGACCUAGAGACUGGCAAGCUGCAGCGGGGUGUUGAACUCCCAAAAGUGCACCACCAUCACGAGAAAUUUGAUCCCAUAGACUACGGUAUUGAAGACGACAUGUCGGUGAAUAGUGAUAUCAGCAAUUUUUAA